AUGCUCGAGACCAGAGACGAAAUAGAGAUCAUCCCGAUCCGAGAGUCCGGCUGCUUCGUCGAGCCGCCUGUAGAUCAACCUCGUGGGGCCCCAGAGGCAAAGAAGCUGGCCAGAGCAAAUGCCAUCAGGCACGGCUAUGUCAAGAACAUCUCCGCUCCACCAUCGUGGGACAAGGGCGGCGGCUUCAACAAAAUCUGCAAAGAUAUCAUGAAUGAGAUGUAUGGACCGCAGAGCACACUCCGACUCUGGGCCGAUGGUGAAGCCACCGAAGAAAAGGUCGUGGUAAAGAUCACCAACUGGACCCUAGACCUUGCAGCUCUCGAGAAGUUUCCCCCGGCCCAAGAGACCACCGAAGCUCAAGCAACGCGCCUGGCCCGGAUCGAAACUUUGAAGCAGGGCAUCAGCACACUGCGGGCAGACGUAAAGCGAAUGUACAAGCGACAUCUUAUCUCUGCUAGCGAAUCCGCAGACACAAAUGUAUAUGCUAAACGCCAGCAGGCGCUCUGGCAGCCUCUUGCAGAGCACGACGUCCAAUCCGUCUUCGACCCCGAGGUCUUUGCUUCCCUUGCCGAGCUACGAUACGCAGAGCUUCUUCCCUACCCCAGUCGGGCGAAGGCCGAUCGCCUGGAGUUCUGGCGCCACCGCCUCACACCCGAUGUGAUCGCAUCGCACUUCUAUAGAAGUGCGGCUGUCGUGGACAUCAAGACUUUACUAGAGGAUCUCAACUACCAGACACUCUUCACGCAGCGUCUCCCAGUCAUUCUUGACCACAUCAACCUUUAUCUGUUCUAUAAACGGGACGUAUUGACGAACCUAAAAUCCCUCCCAGACCCCACCAUCCGACACAAUGCGUAUAUCCCCGACGAAACCAAGAACGUGUACGCACAAAUCCGCAAAUGGGAUAUUGCCUAUACCGCAUUCCUCUUGGAGACGGAUGGCAGCAUAGACUGGAAGGACCUUCCCGCGUUCAACGACUCUUGCCAACAGAGGCAAUGCUCCAAGAUGCCACUGGCACAGCGAGGUGACCUACCGUACGACGACCCUUGUUUCCGCAAUGCUAUAGCUGUUAGCAAGUUGUUCUUCCACCCUAACUCUCGCUUUGAGCCUGGCGCUCCAUACUACGAGUUGGUUGAGUUUAUGUCAGAGAACCGCGACCUACCUAUUGCCUUGGAGAUUGAUGAAGACUAUGUUGAAAUUGUUGAAGCUCCGCAUUCUGUGCCCCACACGCAGAUGGACGACGGACCUGGUGAGCCCAACACCGACAACUUCGUCGCUGACGACGAAGAAGCUGCGAUGGUUUCCGGCGAGAAGAAGCAGACCACGCGCGAAGCAGAAACUUAG
Molecule: messenger RNA, 1341 nt
Organism: Boeremia exigua
Lineage: Eukaryota; Fungi; Ascomycota; Dothideomycetes; Pleosporales; Didymellaceae
Exons: 5
Coding region: 1-1341 (446 amino acids)
Source: RefSeq, a predicted model, not a curated record